UUUUGGAGUGUGUCUGUGUUUAAAAAAGCAAAAUGCAAUUCCAACAACAAGCCUUGAACAGGGCAUGCAGAAUUCAUCAGUGAUAAUGUGUGCAGCAUCUUAAUGAAGAAUAUCUUGCUAGAGUUUCUUCUGUGUGCAAACACCUCUUCCUUUUACAUUUCACCUUUGUUUUCUGAAGCAUAAAUGUUGCUUAAAACCAAGUAAGUUUCAUUUUAUCAUUUACAGUUUUAAAAGUAUGUUUCUAAAGUAAAUUGUGCGUAUCUGAUUUACAGAAGGGGACAUGAAAUGAGCAGGUGCUUCUGGGGUGCUUAGUGUUAGUUUUACCACCUGAUUUACUGCCUGUUCAAGCCCUAUUGCUCUUGACUAGUGAUUACUUUAUAUAGGGUGUGUCUUUCUUCAGUUGCCCUGGACUUUAUACUGCAACUUUCUGGUCUUCGUAGAUGAACUUCAAAAGCUGUGCACCAAGACCUUGAGAUGGACUGUCUUGUGGAUGACUCAUAAAGCUUGCUGUUUCUACUCCUGGUAGUACUAGGAGAGACAAUAUUGAUUUGUAUUUUCAACUCUUAUAGACUUCAGGUGUAGUUAAUGUUGAACUAGAUGCUAUACAGCUGUACAACAAGAUAUCUCUCGUCCUUCUGCCUAGGGCAGCUUCCUCAUGGACUCAGUGAUCCUUGUGGGUCCCUUCCAGCUCGGGAUAUCCCGUGUGCAAUUGCACGCUGCUGAUAUCUGUCCAUGUGCAGGUACUUGCUGAGGUUGGAUGGAUAAAUUCCUGCACGAAUGGAGUUACUGCCUAACAGUAAGAACGUGGCUCCAGUCCCUGCCUACACAGAGAUUAUUUUGGAACAGUAACUGCUAACAUGAAAUCCUGAGCUCAGUCGUGGAGGCUGUUAAUGGGACCCUCAGCGUGUGAGGAGACAGGAGUGUCCUUUAAUUGGACAGAUGAGGGAGCAAUGCUGAGUGACAAUACCUCUGUAAAGCUGAAAAGUGAUCGUUCGCCUCCUGUGCAAUGGUGUAAGGUAGUUGCACAUGAAGAUGAGAAGACCAAUCUGGUUUUUAAAAGACUUCUCGUACUGUUUGUGGUUGGAGGGUGCUUUCUUUAUAUCCUCAAGUUACACUUUUACCCUGAAGAAUGUGACAGAACAAAAACACCGUAUGUGGACCUCGAUCGUGUAAGGAGAGCACAACAAUAUGCCAGUGCUGUGUUGCAGGAACAGUGCCGACCUUCUUAUGUGAAAAAAGAAAUGGGAAAGUUAUUUGCAGAGAAAUACAGCAUGGACAUAUCUCCCUUUGUAGGAAAAAACAUAGAUGAAGAUGAAGCUUUAUUUAAAUACGGACCUCCCUUUGGAUUUCACAGGUUCUUUGAUAAGCUUAAGAAUCUCCUCGAACUCUUACCUGAGCAUGAUCUGCCAGAAGAUUUGAAGUCAAAACACUGUAAACGUUGUGUUGUUGUUGGCAGUGGUGGAAUUCUUUAUGGAUCUGAGCUAGGUCACUUACUGAAUCAGUUUGAUAUUGUUAUAAGGUUAAAUGAUGCGCCAGUCCAAGGAUACACAGAUCACGUUGGUAACAAAACGACGAUAAGGAUGACUUACCCAGAAGGAGCCCCGCUUUCUGAACACGAGUAUCCUCCUGCUAGCUUAUUUGUGGCUGUUUUGUUUAAAAGUGUUGAUUUCAAUUGGCUACAAGCAAUGGUAAAAAAUGAAACCUUGUCUCUGUGGAUACGACUUUUCUUUUGGAAGGAGGUUGCUAAGAAAAUUCCUUUUACAUCAAAACAGUUUCGGAUUCUGAAUCCAGUCAUCGUUAAAGAGACAGCUCUGGACAUUUUACAGUUCCCCAAACCUCGAUCAAUAUUCUGGGGUUGGGAUAAGAAUGUACCCACAAUUGGGGUCAUGGCGGUUAUUCUAGCCACGCAUUUAUGUGAUGAAGUGAGCAUAGCAGGAUUUGGAUAUGACCUCGAUCAGCCCAGUACUCCUUUGCACUAUUACAACAACCUCUGCAUGGCUGCCAUGAACAGACAAACUAUGCACAACGUGACAGGCGAAACAAAAUUACUGCAAAAACUGGUCAAAGGAAAAGUUGUUAAAGACCUCACUGGUGGGAUACAUUGUGAAUUCUGCAGCAAAGACAGUUAGUGGUGGAAGUGCCCAACGGUUGGAUUUGAUAAAUCCCAGAAGCUUCGUUGGAACAACUUUUUCACUGUCUUCAGUAGCUCUUUAAAUUGUGUACAAAAUGGACUCGGAACCUCUGCUGCCUUUUUUAAUGUCAAGUUGAAUUUGUUGGACUUUUAAAUUUAUUUUGAUGUUGAAUUUUACUUUUGCACGUUAUUGUGGAUAGCUAUGUAAAUACAAAGUGGAGUUCAAAGAGAUCCGGUUAAAAUAUUUAAUGUUUUAAGUUGUGGAAGAGUUUUUGUUUUCAGAUGUAUGUGGUACGCACAAUGCUAGCCUCAGUUGUCUGACAGCAUACAGUAAUUAUUUUCCAUUGAACUACUGUCACUGUGGAUCCAGUUCCUGCUGUAUGACUCCUUUUCAAAAGAAAAGAAAGGCGUGUGCUUCUCAAGUCUCUCACUUGCAACUUGACUAUUUUGUUUCUCCUUCAAAUAUGAAUAUUCUUUUGUUUUUGUGCUAAUAUUUCUUUUGGAAGGAGGAAUGUGGGAGUGGGGGUGAAGGAAAAGGAACUGUUGUGGCAACAACUGUCUAGUAAUUACUCUAGCGUUCACGCUUGACGUUAAAAUCAUUGGUGCAUUAACGUGUCGGGUUAGAAUCCUGCUUUAUCGUGAGGCAUGUUUGGAUCCCAGGGCAUGUUGUAAGGUGAUGUGACCAGUAGGAGGCUUUCACCUGAACCUGGUCUUGGACAUUUCUGUUCCUUCAGACCUUGACAAUUAUUUCUAAAUACUUGAUUUGCACCAGACUUCAGCCACCCCGAUUAAAGAAGUGGCUUUAAUACUUUUUUUUUGAGUGACUUGAGAAUUGCUAGGUCCAUAAAACACUGGUUUGUAUAAACCUUUCAUUUAGCAAUAAUAGAAUCUAUGACCAGGCUAAAAUUUCUAUUGAUUUACUUCACAGUCCUUUAGUAAUUAAUUACAGCUAUUGUAAUCUUAAUAGUUUACACUGAUGAUAACCUGUAUGAACUCCAGUGUUGACUGUUUAAUUGAAUGGAGAGGCUGAACUGUUAGUUUUUCCAGAUCAACUUUUAAGUCAACAACUAGCUGUGUGUGUGUAAGAAGAAAAUCACAAAAUAAUGGUGAGAAAAUAUGACCUAGCAGCAAGCUAAAUGGCCAUUAAAAGCACCAUGCUUUUCUAAAACAACAACAAAAAAAAGCAACCGAUGUGAAUAUACGCUCUUGUGACUGGAAACCAGUGCAUUGCAAAGAAACUGGACCGUGCAGACCUGCGAGCCGGCGUCGUUCCUUUUGGUUCUGUUACUAGUGGAGUAGCAGGUGUGACGGUUUGCACUGAGUAGUGUUGUUACGCAAUCCACUGGAUGUGAAAAAUGCUUUUUUGGGGGGAUUGAAAGCUUGUUAGCAAAUUGAUCAAAGUUUGCCAUCGAAACAUUGUUAUGGACUCUCCACAUAGUGAACAUUCCCACUUGUUUAUUUUUGCUGUGGGCUAACAUAAAAGCAGUAUUGAGUUUAAAAUAUUCAAGCAACUAAUGAGGGAAAGCAAGAUCAUGGUGGUUGCCGAUUUUUCGAGGGUUAUUUUCUCCACGGAGAGGAGAUCUAAUGAAUGAUAAUGUUAGACCACAGGAGCAGCAGACUGAUUCUGGCCGUUACACUAAAAGGCAAUAAAAUGACAUCAGAUCGUAAAGCAGAAUUCUGAAAGAAGUUGUGGACCUCAGCUUUCCUAAGUCCCAUGUACCUGCGUGUCCUUGAAAGCCAGUUGUGGAUGAUAAGCAAAUAUGAAAAUCAGAUUCUUGUCUCUGGCACUGUUUGUGUUUAUAGCAAUAAUAUUAAUCUAACUUCUCCUCAAAACACAUUAAUUUUUGUACUAGCAAUAAAUUUCUAGUUUGUUUUCCUGUAAGUAUAAUAAUUAUAUUGUUUAAUUUAAAAUAUUUCGUGUGAAGAGUUUUAUACAGAUGGUCUUUUAGUUAAUAUAUUGAAAUGUGCUAAUUAUUUUCUCCUGGUAUUUAAACUGGAAACAAAGUACCUUAAUUUUAUUUAGGUAUUAAUGAAAUUAUGGAAGAGUUCAGAACGUGUGCGUUGGGAGGUUGUCUUGAAUACACCAAAAGCAUGCGUUUCAGAGCACUUGAUCCCUCACCAGUUUUGCUUUAUUCAGUAACUUGAAAAAUAAUCAGUUGAUUAAUGUAAAUGCCAGUAGCUUUUUUGGAGAUACGAUGUAUUUAUUGUCAGAUUCUCAAAUGAUGUCGAUGUGGGGUUAGAUUGUUUUCCCACCAGUUGUAUGGCUCGUGAUAAAACAUUGUUUUUUGUUGUAGUGUAUAUGGCAUUGAGUAUUCCUGCACAGACUCGACCAUACGUGAAAUGGCAGCAAAGUUCGGGUUGCAAAAAGCAAUAAACUGAUGAAACCACUUUCUA
Cygnus olor (mute swan) is the source of this 4525-nucleotide messenger RNA. It is a transcript of the gene ST3GAL5, whose product is annotated as ST3 beta-galactoside alpha-2,3-sialyltransferase 5. The transcript has 7 exons. Bases 891 to 2129 code for a protein of 412 amino acids. NCBI's taxonomy places the organism in Eukaryota, Metazoa, Chordata, Aves, Anseriformes, Anatidae. The record is from RefSeq and is a predicted model, not a curated record. Gene Ontology annotation, molecular function: lactosylceramide alpha-2,3-sialyltransferase activity.